AUGAGCGUUAGUCUUUCACCUGAUAAUCGUACUUUCGUAUCGGGCUCGUGCGAUACUUCCGCAAAGCUUUGGGACCUUCGUGAUUGCAAAUGCAAACAAACUUUUCAAGGUCAUGAGGCGGACAUCAACGCAGUCACCUAUUUCCCAAACGGAAUGUCCUUUGUCACCGGCGGCGACGAUGCUACCUGUCGUCUUUUCGACAUUCGCUCCGAUCAACAGGUCGGGAUCUAUACUCAUGAUGGCAUUCUUUGCGGAGUAUCCAGUGUUGCCUUUAGUACAAGCGGCCGCCUUUUAUUCGCUGGGUACGAUGACAGUAAAUGCCUCAUAUGGGAUACACUGAAGCAGGAACAAUGUGGUGUCCUCACAGGCCACAUUAGUCGAGUGUCUUGCCUUGGUGUUACCAAAGAUGGCUUCGCAAUCUGUACCGGUUCCUGGGACUCGUUUCUUCGUAUUUGGAACUGA
Molecule: messenger RNA, 462 nt
Organism: Dicrocoelium dendriticum
Lineage: Eukaryota; Metazoa; Platyhelminthes; Trematoda; Plagiorchiida; Dicrocoeliidae
Source: the annotation of a GenBank genome assembly